GCUUAUAGUGUAAGAGAGGUAUGUAUUGAGUGUGUGAAAAAUAUCAACUAAGUUUACAAUGUGUGUCAGAGGCCAACCUCUCUUUCACCCCCAUCUGGGUGCCGGACUGGCUCAAUCCACACAACACACACUUCCUGUAGCAUGAGGACCUGUCAGAUAGGGCCUCCCCUCAUUACUAACCCCCAGACCACAAUGCUGUGUUGACACACAACACACUGACACUCUCGGACAUAGAAGUUAAUGGAUAGUGAUGGGGUAGGUUAGACAUACCUGUCUGGAUGUAAAUGUCAUGGAUCUCAAUCUCUGCGUCUGGCUCUGGACCAUAUUAUGCUGGGUGGAUGUUCUGGGGCAGGGGACCAGGGAUGGGGCUGUCCCUCAUCUGUCAAAGAAAGAUGUUCUGCUGUUGGCGGAUGAUGCAAAUCCAAAGUGUUUUACCAGGACACAGUAUGACUUCACCUGUUUCUGGGAGAUGCCAGACAACAAGUCUUAUGACUUCUUCUAUAGUAACGAUGAUCGGGAGGAGAAGAGGUGUAAUCUGAUUCUCCAGAGGACAGAGGAGGGGAAAGUCCUCCAUGUCUGCUCCUUCCCUCCCUCUGAGGUCUUCCUGUUCACCUUCACACACAUCAGAGUGAUGGAGGGCAGCUCCAACUACACACUAUAUGCACGCACGGUCUGCGUCGAGGACCAGGUUCUCCUGGACCCCCCUGUGAAUGUAUCCCUUCACCCGACAGGGCAGACUGGGCAGUUCCAGGUGGAGUGGCACACACCCAGAGAGUGGGAGAACAACAUGCAGUAUGGGAUACGUUACUCCUCCCAGAGCCUGAGGGAGAGAACUGAACUGAUAAAGCCAGUGAGGUCCCAAAUCCACAGCCUGGUCUCUCUGGCGCCAGGGGAGGUGGUCAGCGUCCAGCUGAGGGUCAAACCCAACGGCUACAGCGAGAAAGAGACCAGUGGUCAUUGGAGCGACUGGUCGGCCCCCAAAACUGCCAUGGUUCCUCAGAGUGCAGCUGAUAUCUCAUUGUUGUGCCACACUUCUGACCUGCAAAACAUCACCUGCCAAUGGAAUGGGCAGGCCUACAGAGAUGAUACCUACACCAUAUACUACAAGCUGGGACCCAGUGAAAGUGAGGGCUGGAGAGAGUGUAUGCAGAAUGAGAACAUCUCCUACCAUUGCAGUUUCCAUGGAGCAAAGUCCAGUGAGAUACGGGUCAAACUCAGCGCUGGUCCUGCUACUUCCAGGCGGACCUUCUACACUGAGCCUUUCAGACUCAACAACAGCAUUCAAACAGCCCCUCCUGGGAGGCUGAGGGGACAAUGGGAGAAGGGCAGGCUGUGUCUGAAAUGGGACACACCCUUAUUGGCCCUGUCUGUCCACCUGAUGUACCAGCACCGCUACCAGCCUCGAGAGGAGACUGUCUGGAAGCUGGUGAUCCUGCCGGGCCCAGAGACCAGUACCUGUCUGGACAUUCAGACUGGAGUUCAGUACUAUAUCCAGGUCAGAGCCAGACCCAACGGGUCAGUCUACGCUGGCUACUGGAGCGACUGGUCACCCCGACUCACUGUGGACACGCCCUCAGACAUAGGUGCCCUCAUCUCCUGCAUCCCUCUCAUGAUGCUCGUUGGAUCAGUCGUCUUUAUCUCCAUGUUCUCCAGGUAUCUCAGUAAGCUCAAACAGUAUCUGUGGCCACCAGUCCCAAACCUUGACAAAGUACUCCACGGCUUCCUGACAGAUAUCAACGGACAGACUUGGGACCCUCCCUUCAACAUCAAGCAGUGUUCAGAGGAGACCUCAGCUUGUGUCGUGGAGAUCAUGUCUGAGAGGGAGGCUCCAGGCAGAGGGAUGCUUCCUUUACUACUCUCCCCAGAGCAAGGCACUUCAGGCGGGGAGGAGGAGAGCCUGCCUACCCUGGUCCUGGAGGUCAGUCCGGACUACGUGACCCUGACCACAGAUGACGUCAUCCCCCGUCUCGGAGGGAACGAGUACGUGUACGAUGGGGAGGUGGGGGCGGAGUCUCAGAGCCUGGGGGUGGGGGGAGAGGAGGUGCUCCAGGUGAGGUGUCACUGCUCCUUUACUAGGUCCUCCAGCUUCCCAUCAUCCUCCAGUACCACGGACAUCCUCAACCACUCCUACCUACUGCUGGCCGAGCACCCCAUUAAGAGACUGGACUAUCCAGGGCAGCAGGGCGCCCCCCAGGGCAGCAGGGUCUAUGUCAACCUGGAGGACACAAGUUCAGCAAACACAAAUGCCUGAUUGGCACUCUGGCACAGCACAACACAACAAGGGCACUCAAAUUCAUGAAAAAGACAUGGGGAAAAAUAAAUGAAGCCAAGUACAAAAUACAAGAGGGAGGCUUUAAAUAUCAAAUGUGCUAUUCUCAAAACAAGGAUGUAUUUAACUUUGCACAAAGCUGGAUGAAAUAUCUUUACGUGUCUAGGAAAAAUGUAAGACACAGCUCAAGUGUGCUUGUGGAUAUAAAAGGGGCUUCAGAAUGGACAGUUACAAAACAUCAACACAAUAUCCAUUACAUCACUAAUAAAACAGGUCAUUGAAUAUGUCAUUCAUUUGUAGCAUGUACAGUACAUUGUAAAAAGGUGUGACUAUUAUUAUAGAUUUAGUUUGGGUUUUGUGGGAUAACAUGCCAGGUGUACCCAAAUCUGGAUGAACCGAGAGGGACUUUGAUAUUUUCCUUGGACAUACUAUAAAUAUGUAUCUAUUUUUCUUGUCUUAUGCCUGGCUGUACAGUAUAUGUCUGUCGUUAUCUUUUCACCCUACAAACGAUGCUUUAUUCAUUCUAGCCAUGUCUGGAAAGCCAUACCUGUGCGAGUAACGUGUUCAAGUAAUGUACAUGAAGAAUGGAAAAGUAAACCUGCAAGUAUUGUUCAAUAUCUUUAUGACAUUUGUAUAUUCAAACAAAAAAGAAUACAGAAAAUCAUAAAACAAACAAAGAGCAACAUUAAAAUGUUUGAAUAAGGAUAAAUGAGGAAAGUCAAAUGGCUAACUCUGAUGAGGAACUCUAGUUCUCCCAUCAACACAAUGUAUUAAUGGCAGAUCUAAAUAUCCUUCCAAUAGUUUCUAACAAGGGUAAUUUUCAGCAAACACACACAAAACCAAGUAUGUCAUGAUCUCUUGUGUGCUUGGAUUAGAACAGAAUUCCAUAGUAAAAUACGAUGCCGUUUCCCUUUCAAAUGCUUCCAAAAACGAAUGGUGCUGACAACAAUGACCACAUUGAAAAGCAUUCGUAAAAUAAAUAUUAAAAACAUAGGAUCCGUGUCCUAAAAAAAACAACCUCUGCCUCUCAGAAGACAGCAUCAAACCAAACUGUGAGCCUCUAAAAGAGCCACCAAAUCACCUUGUAUAUAUGGUCAGAUUCAUUGACAAUGUAAGGGGUGUCUGUGGGAUUCAUGUUCCCAGUCCUGAGUGGUACAGUAGUAUUGGCUGUGGUCAAGGGCAGGCAUGGGACUACAGUGCCUUGCGAAAGUAUUCGGCCCCCUUGAACUUUGCGACCUUUUGCCACAUUUCAGGCUUCAAACAUAAAGAUAUAAAACUGUAUUUUUUUUGUGAAGAAUCAACAACAAGUGGGACACAAUCAUGAAGUGGAACGACAUUUAUUGGAUAUUUCAAACUUUUUUAACAAAUCAAAAACUGAAAAAUUGGGCAUGCAAAAUUAUUCAGCCCCCUUAAGUUAAUACUUUGUAGCGCCACCUUUUGCUGCGAUUACAGCUGUAAGUCGCUUGGGGUAUGUCUCUAUCAGUUUUGCACAUCGAGAGACUGACACUUUUUCCCAUUGCUCCUUGCAAAACAGCUCGAGCUCAGUGAGGUUGGAUGGAGAGCAUUUGUGAACAGCAGUUUUCAGUUCUUUCCACAGAUUCUCGAUUGGAUUCAGGUCUGGACUUUGACUUGGCCAUUCUAACACCUGGAUAUGUGUCACGAAUAUUACCGAAGGUGACUCCCCUUCUUGUUCGGGUGGCGCUCGGCGGUCGUCGUCGCCGGUCUACUAGCUAUCACCGAUCCGUUGUUCUGUGUUCCUUUGGUUUUGUCUGAUUGGUAUCACCUGUUUCUUGUUUGGUUGUUAGGGUGGGGUUAUAUAUAGUUUGUUCAGCCCGCUUCUGUUUCGUGCGGGCUAGUUCGUCUGUUCUGUGUUUGAGUGUAUUUUGUUUGUAUUUUGGGUUUUGCGCUGUCCGUUAUUAUUUCUGAUCAUCUGUUUUCCUACUUUUGUUCAUGUUAUUUCUCCUGGACAUUAAAACGUGUUUUUCCCACA
Messenger RNA from Oncorhynchus masou masou (cherry salmon), 4259 nucleotides. RefSeq names its product MPL proto-oncogene, thrombopoietin receptor (gene mpl). Lineage: Eukaryota; Metazoa; Chordata; Actinopteri; Salmoniformes; Salmonidae. Gene Ontology annotation, cellular component: external side of plasma membrane. Gene Ontology annotation, biological process: cytokine-mediated signaling pathway. The record is from RefSeq and is a predicted model, not a curated record. The coding region runs from base 290 to 2251 and encodes 653 amino acids. Gene Ontology annotation, molecular function: cytokine receptor activity; protein binding. The transcript has 12 exons.